AUGACGAUGCGCGGCAUCAUUGUUUACUACUUCGCGGUUGCCUGGAUCUUCGCUGAUUCUGAUGCUCCACCUAUUCAUCCUGGUCGCUCUGGCUGCUCUGGGCUUCUACUUCUACCAAAAAGAAAACGAAGGCUCGCCCCCCUUUCGCCCAAGACUGCCAUCCCUCGUUCAUGUCUGACGACUAAGACAGCCACGACUGCCAUCGCCAAGACCACUGGGCCGGAUGAUGAGGCCCAAACCGCUCGUCGCCCGGAUGCAACUUCGGGCGAGCCGACGAUGACCCCUCGCACGACGGUGCCGGAAACGGCCGUGGUGGCUACACCCACAGACGUCAAUUACUUGGUGGCCAGCCCGACUGGCGAUGGGGAGAUGAAGGCUAUUCGCGAGACGAAGCGGCGCUCGCCUCCGAAAGAGGCUCCUAAGGACACUCCCCCUGCAGACACACCUCAAGUCAACAGCACCGUGACUGCUACCGUCCCGAAGACCGAGGGCGAUCCGGCCACUGCCAGUGCGGCUUCGGCUGCACCCACCCCUGCUCCUGCAGACACCCCUGCGCCGCAAUCCGCACCGCCGCCUUCUGAACCCGCUGCAUCGAUUGCCCCCGCUACCACCCCGUCCGAGGCCGUGACGCCCACCGUCAACAAGGAGGGCGGCGAGCCAACUACGACGACUUCUUCGGUGAUGACCAACAGCGCGCCGCCCGAGCCUGCGAAGCCUGAAGCUGGAUCUGCGCCUCCGGGAACUACGCCCAACGUCCCGCCGACUCCGGAGCCAAAGGUUGAAGCGCCGCCACCACCUCCUGCUGCUCCCGCUCCUCCCGUUGCACCAACUGAAUCGCCGAAAGACCCCGCACCGCCCUCCAUCAAGCCCGAGCCGCCGAAGCCAGAACCGCCCAAGGCCGCCGCUGCUCCCAAGCCGGAGCCUCCGAAGCCGGCUGCCCCCGCCGCUGCUGCCAAAAAGAAGGAUGGAUCUUCGAAGAAGGUCAAAAAGGCCGCUGGCAAGAAGGACGGUUCCUCGAAGAAGACCAAGAAGCCCGCCGCGACGUCGAAGGCCAAGGAAGCCAGUCUCAAGGCUAAGAAGGAGAAGAGCGCAAAGAUCAAGAAGGAGAAGGCGAAGGAAAAGAGUGCCAAGAACAAGAAGAGCGUCGUCUCCAAGGCCAAGAAA
Mesorhabditis spiculigera is the source of this 1164-nucleotide messenger RNA. NCBI's taxonomy places the organism in Eukaryota, Metazoa, Nematoda, Chromadorea, Rhabditida, Rhabditidae. The record is from the annotation of a GenBank genome assembly.